Molecule: messenger RNA, 5568 nt
Organism: Erinaceus europaeus (western European hedgehog)
Lineage: Eukaryota; Metazoa; Chordata; Mammalia; Eulipotyphla; Erinaceidae
Gene: SLC4A10
Product: solute carrier family 4 member 10
Exons: 26
Coding region: 185-3595 (1136 amino acids)
Biological process (GO): bicarbonate transport; transmembrane transport; regulation of intracellular pH
Cellular component (GO): plasma membrane; basolateral plasma membrane
Molecular function (GO): solute:inorganic anion antiporter activity; sodium:bicarbonate symporter activity; monoatomic anion transmembrane transporter activity
Source: RefSeq, a predicted model, not a curated record
UGCAAAACCUGGCCGGCAGCCCGAGUGAGUAUGAGCCAUGUGACUGUGGUGAGUUGGAGUGUGCAAUUGCCUCCUGCUUCAGAGAUACCUGAUCCGAAUACUAAGCAGAGCGAGUGCCGGGGCUGAGUGUAAGACACUGAAGACACUGCAGAGAAAGGUGCUUAUUCCAGAGGCUUUACAAAACAUGGAGAUUAAAGAUCAGGGAGCGCAAAUGGAGCCGCUGCUGCCAACGAGAAAUGAUGAAGAAGCAGUUGUAGAUAGAGGUGGAACUCGAUCUAUUCUCAAAACACAUUUUGAGAAAGAAGAUUUAGAAGGUCACCGGACACUCUUUAUUGGAGUUCAUGUGCCCCUGGGAGGAAGAAAAAGUCAUCGACGUCACAGGCACCGUGGCCACAAACACAGAAAGAGAGACAGAGAAAGAGACUCAGGAUUAGAAGAUGGAAGGGAAUCACCUUCUUUUGACACCCCAUCACAGCGGGUACAGUUUAUUCUUGGAACUGAGGAUGAUGAUGAAGAACACAUUCCUCAUGACCUUUUCACUGAACUGGAUGAGAUUUGCUGGCGUGAAGGUGAGGAUGCUGAGUGGCGAGAAACAGCCAGGUGGUUGAAGUUUGAGGAAGAUGUGGAAGAUGGAGGGGAGAGGUGGAGCAAACCUUAUGUGGCAACUCUUUCACUGCACAGCUUGUUUGAGUUGAGAAGUUGUAUUCUGAAUGGAACUGUUUUGCUGGAUAUGCGUGCCAACACUUUAGAAGAAAUUGCAGAUAUGAUCCUUGACCAACAAGUGAGCUCAGGACAACUCAAUGAGGAUGUACGCCACAGGGUACAUGAGGCACUGAUGAAACAACAUCACCAUCAGAAUCAGAAAAAACUCACCAAUAGGAUUCCCAUUGUUCGUUCCUUUGCUGACAUUGGCAAGAAACAAUCAGAGCCAAAUUCCAUGGAUAAAAAUGCAGGUCAGGUUGUUUCUCCUCAGUCUGCUUUAGCCUGUGUUGAAAAUAAAAAUGAUGUGAGCAGAGAAAACAGCACUGUUGACUUUAGCAAGGGACUGGGAGGCCAACAAAAAGGGCAUACUAGCCCAAGUGGGAUGAAACAGAGGCAAGAAAAAGGACUUCCACACCAACAAGAGAGAGAGGUUGAUCUGCAUUUUAUGAAAAAGAUUCCUCCAGGUGCUGAAGCUUCAAACAUCUUAGUAGGGGAAUUGGAAUUUUUGGAGCGCACUGUAGUCGCAUUUGUCAGGUUGUCCCCAGCUGUUUUGCUUCAAGGAUUGGCUGAAGUCCCAAUCCCAACCAGGUUUUUGUUCAUCCUUCUGGGACCCCUGGGAAAGGGUCAACAGUACCAUGAGAUUGGCAGAUCAAUCGCAACCCUAAUGACAGAUGAGGUAUUUCAUGAUGUUGCCUAUAAAGCAAAAGAUCGUAAUGAUUUGGUAUCAGGAAUUGAUGAAUUUUUGGAUCAAGUGACUGUUCUCCCUCCUGGAGAAUGGGAUCCAAGCAUUCGAAUAGAGCCUCCCAAAAAUGUUCCUUCUCAGGAGAAGAGAAAGAUCCCUGCUGUACCAAAUGGAACAGCAGCUCAUGGAGAAGUAGAGCCUCAUGGAGGACAUAAUGGACCUGAGCUCCAGCGAACUGGAAGGAUUUUUGGGGGACUUAUUUUAGAUAUCAAAAGAAAAGCUCCAUACUUCUGGAGUGACUUCAGAGAUGCUUUCAGCCUGCAGUGCUUAGCAUCUUUUCUGUUUCUCUACUGCGCCUGUAUGUCUCCUGUCAUCACAUUUGGAGGACUGCUGGGAGAAGCAACUGAAGGUCGUAUAAGUGCAAUUGAGUCUCUCUUUGGAGCUUCCAUGACUGGGAUAGCCUAUUCUCUCUUUGGCGGACAACCUCUUACCAUACUAGGCAGUACAGGACCAGUUUUGGUGUUUGAAAAGAUUUUGUUUAAAUUUUGCAAAGAAUAUGGGCUGUCAUACUUAUCUUUAAGAGCUAGUAUUGGCCUUUGGACUGCAACCCUGUGUAUUAUACUUGUGGCCACUGAUGCAAGCUCUCUCGUCUGCUAUAUCACCCGAUUUACUGAAGAAGCUUUUGCUUCUCUUAUUUGCAUCAUUUUUAUUUAUGAGGCCCUGGAGAAGUUAUUUGAACUCAGUGAAGCAUAUCCAAUCAACAUGCAUAACGAUUUGGAACUGCUAACACAAUACUCGUGUAACUGUGUGGAACCACAUAAUCCUAGCAAUGAUACCUUGAAGGAAUGGAAGGAUUCAAACAUUUCUGCAUCUGACGUAAUUUGGGAGAACUUAACUGUGUCUGAGUGCAGAUCACUGCAUGGAGAGUAUAUUGGACGAGCCUGUGGGUAUGAUCAUCCAUAUGUUCCAGAUGUUCUAUUUUGGUCAGUGAUUCUGUUUUUUUCUACAGUUACUAUGUCAGCCACCCUGAAGCAGUUUAAGACUAGCCGCUACUUUCCAACUAAGGUUCGAUCCAUAGUGAGUGACUUUGCUGUCUUUCUUACAAUUCUGUGUAUGGUUUUAAUUGACUAUGCCAUUGGGAUCCCAUCUCCAAAACUACAAGUGCCAAGUGUUUUUAAGCCAACCAGAGAUGAUCGUGGUUGGUUUGUUACACCUUUAGGUCCAAAUCCAUGGUGGACAGUAUUAGCUGCUGUUAUUCCAGCUUUGCUUUGUACUAUUCUAAUUUUUAUGGACCAGCAAAUUACAGCUGUCAUCAUUAACAGGAAGGAGCAUAAGUUAAAGAAAGGUUGUGGAUAUCAUCUGGAUCUACUGAUGGUGGCUGUCAUGCUUGGGGUGUGCUCUAUCAUGGGCCUACCAUGGUUUGUAGCUGCCACGGUGCUCUCCAUCACUCAUGUCAACAGCCUAAAACUGGAAUCAGAGUGUUCAGCUCCAGGAGAACAACCCAAAUUUCUUGGCAUUCGGGAGCAAAGGGUUACUGGGCUUAUGAUUUUUAUUCUUAUGGGUUCCUCAGUCUUCAUGACCAGUAUUCUAAAGUUUAUUCCCAUGCCAGUGCUAUAUGGAGUAUUUCUUUAUAUGGGUGCUUCAUCUCUAAAAGGAAUUCAGUUAUUUGAUAGAAUAAAGCUCUUCUGGAUGCCUGCCAAACAUCAGCCAGAUUUUAUAUAUCUAAGGCAUGUACCACUUCGAAAAGUCCAUCUCUUCACAAUUAUUCAGAUGAGUUGUCUUGGUCUUUUAUGGAUAAUAAAAGUUUCCAGAGCUGCUAUUGUCUUUCCUAUGAUGGUGUUAGCUCUGGUAUUUGUUAGAAAGUUGAUGGACUUUCUAUUUACCAAAAGGGAACUCAGCUGGUUGGAUGAUUUAAUGCCUGAAAGCAAGAAAAAGAAACUAGAAGAUGCUGAAAAAGAAGAAGAACAAAGUAUGCUUGCUAUGGAAGAGGAGGGUAUAGUACAACUCCCAUUGGAAGGGCACUAUAGAGAUGAUCCAUCUGUGAUCAAUAUUUCUGAUGAAAUGUCAAAGACUGCCUUGUGGAGGAACCUUCUGAUUACUGCCGAUAACUCAAAAGAUAAGGAGUCAAGCUUUCCUUCUAAAAGCAUUGAAAGCCGAAAAGAGAAGAAAGCUGAUUCAGGGAAAGGUGUUGACAGGGAGACUUGUCUAUGACUUGAUCUUCAAUUUGUUUUUUACAUAUAUAUGAGAAGUGUGCCACAAUUACUAAUAAAACUGCUUUGAUCAUGUAUUGUAAAUUCUGUCUCUCAUCCCAAAUCCACCUUCAUACUGUAAGUAGUGCAAUACUUGUUUAAUUUCUGUGUUUAAACUUCUGAACAGUAAGACCCUUGUGAGCAUAUAAAGUAGCUAAUGCAAGGAUCUGUACAUCCCUUGCUCUGUUAGACAUUUAUAAACACUGGAUUCUCAUUGUCAGUUUUAUGAGAGCAAUAGCUUUCUUAAAAUGAUAAGUCAUAUAUAUCUAGUUUGUAUUUUCCUAUUUUAAUGAUCUGAAGAUACCUGAUAAUUUCACUCUGAAGAAUUUUGAAAGGUAGUCUUCUUUUUAUUUUUAUAGCUUAGCUUUAUUGAUCUAUUUCAAAAGACCCAAAUCAAAAAAAGUUAGCUUGCAAGCAUUUUAAUAAUUGUAUUUAUGCAUUUACUUGAUUUAAUAUGAUAAUUUAAUACUUAAGAAUUUAUACAUAACUAGAAAUUAAAUCAUUUGGAAAAAUAUAUGAAAACCUGUCCACAACUUGUUUGAAAGAAUCAGACACUAGUACAGAAUCAAGUAGUAUUUGCUUAAAACUCAUAUUGCGAUUAUAUAAUCAAAUACUUGUAUGAAAUGCUUUAGAAAAACUUUAUAAGAUUUGUGAGACUUUCAGUCUAAGCCUUUAUCAGGAAUAUGCUGCUAAAUUUCUCUCACUGACAACAGAUGUUUUCCAAAUAAACUUAUUAUAUACACAAUUAUGGAACACCGCAUGGUGAAUCACUGUACAUGAAAUUCCACUGCUGUAUAGUUGUUUCACUGCUAAAGGUCAAUGUACUGCUUAAUGCUGCUUCUGAUUCAUAUUCUAAUGUUAGACUGACAGUUCUACAAUUGGAUUUUUUUCUUCAAGCUCUUUUCCAUUUUUUAAUUAAAUGCAUGUUGUAGAAAAAUAAUCUUUUAAAUGAAAAUUUCAGGUUCUGUUUGAAAAGCUUCUGUGGAUAUUAAAGUUCAGUUGAAAUAAUCCACCUUUAUUAAGCUUUACAGAAAGGAAAGUUUAAAAUUUUUUAGUAUUACUAAAAAUACAGUUAUUUCUUUUCACUAUAAAUAAGAAGUAAAUAAAGAGUACGUUUUAUAAGGCUCUUGAAUCCUAAGAAUGACCAGUAGUCAACUUUACAAUCAUUCAGAGCCCUGUCACUUUUCCAAGAUAAUAAGUGCACAUGAAAAGUUAAAAAAAAAGUAAAUCCUCUGUAAUUAAUCUUAUGAGGGAUCAAAAACCAACAAAGCAUUCAUUAGCUCAACAUUUUGAUGUCUUCUGAAAAGAUUCUCUCACAAUCUUCUAAAGAACAAUUUCUUUUAUUAUAUAUAUAUAUAUAUAUAUAUAUAUGUUAAAACAUGAAAUGAAUUUGCAAUUAAUAGUUUGUGUUUAUAAAUGCAUAAACUUUCCAUUACAAAUGUGUUGCCUUUGUGUAUUUUAAUUAUGCAGAGUACAUUGUAAAAUUUUUCAUUGUUCUAUGAUUUAGACUAGCUGUACAUGCCAGUGAGUCCCAAAAGCAGUCUUCAAAUGUUUUAAUAUAUUAAUAACUGUUCUUUUAAAAAUGAUCAUAGUGAAUUAAAACCUUCACAUGGUCAUCUAUUUGAAUAAGCAAUCAUUUGCAAUGAAAUUCUGUAUUUCUGAGUAUUUUUAUAGUCAUUUUGUUCUUGUGUGAAUUUUACUGCAAUCCCUAUAUUAAUCCUAGUAUUUUGAAAUCAUAUAUAAUGUAAGGAAAAUUGUAGUAUUAUAUAUUUCUUCCCAGUUUCAGAUACCUGGUCGAAAUUACUGAAUAUUUUGAAUGUAACUUAUUGCAAAAUUUAAGUAAUGUGUAAAUGUGACUAGGGUAUUGUGUUUUUCACAACUAAAGAAUAUUAUGUGGAAAUAAAUAUUUAUCCUAAUUUCCUUGCACAUUUUAAA